UUUCUUAUAACAUAAUUUCUCUUCAUCCUCAGUUCACCAAUUGAAUAGCCAAAAUGGACAUGUCAGACAUGUCAACGACAAUGUCCAUGGCGACAACAACGGCAAUGUCAAUGGGUACAGCAACGGGCAUAUCCAUGGCAACAUCAACCUCGUCGUCCAUGUCCGGCAUGUCAGGGAUGUCCGACAUGUCCAUGUCAAUGGCCGACAUGGCAAUGACCUUCUUCGUCUCCUUCAAAACACCUCUCUUCUCCACCGAGUGGACACCGGGCACGCAAGGCCAGUAUGCCGGUACAUGCAUCUUCAUCAUUGCGCUAGCCGUUAUCAUGCGAGUUCUUCUGGCCUUCAAGCCGAUCCUCGAGGGUCGCUUGUGGACGGAUAGCAUUCACGAUCACAUGCUUCAUGAUCAUUCGAACGUUGAAGCUGGCAAGUCGCCUCGGGCUCCCUCUGGGGUACGGUUGAGUGCGCAGGAGAUUGGGAGCCGGUGGACAUCGUGGCGUGUGAACCCUGCUGCUGGUCGGGCGACGUAUGAGGUUGUUCUUGCUGGUGUCGCUUAUCUAUUAAUGCUCGCGGUGAUGACGAUGAACGUGGGUUACUUCAUGUCGGUUCUUGGGGGUGUUUGGUUAGGAACUUUCAUGUUGGGGAGUGUGGCGGCCGAUAGUAGAUGGAUGCAUUGUUAG
Messenger RNA from Penicillium canescens, 677 nucleotides. Its product is annotated as copper transporter family protein. Lineage: Eukaryota; Fungi; Ascomycota; Eurotiomycetes; Eurotiales; Aspergillaceae. The transcript has 2 exons. The record is from RefSeq and is a predicted model, not a curated record. Gene Ontology annotation, molecular function: copper ion transmembrane transporter activity. The coding region runs from base 54 to 677 and encodes 207 amino acids. Gene Ontology annotation, biological process: copper ion transmembrane transport; intracellular copper ion homeostasis. Gene Ontology annotation, cellular component: plasma membrane.